Messenger RNA from Lolium rigidum, 974 nucleotides. RefSeq names its product histone chaperone ASF1B-like. Gene Ontology annotation, biological process: DNA replication-dependent chromatin assembly. Lineage: Eukaryota; Viridiplantae; Streptophyta; Magnoliopsida; Poales; Poaceae. Gene Ontology annotation, cellular component: nucleus. Bases 44 to 604 code for a protein of 186 amino acids. The transcript is spliced from 3 exons. The record is from RefSeq and is a predicted model, not a curated record. Gene Ontology annotation, molecular function: histone binding.
CCACCUCGCCCGCUCCGUACGGCCACCGGCGGCGGCGGCGGCGAUGAGCGCGGUGAACCUGACGAACGUGGCGGUGCUCGACAACCCCACCUCCUUCGUCAACCCGUUCCAGUUCGAGAUCUCCUACGAGUGCCUCGUCGCCCUCGAGGAUGAUCUGGAGUGGAAGCUUAUAUACGUUGGAUCAGCAGAAGAUGAGAAUUAUGAUCAGCAACUUGAGAGUGUGCUGGUUGGCCCUGUGAAUGUCGGGACAUACCGUUUUGUUCUGCAGGCUGACCCUCCGGAUCCCUCAAAGAUCCGGGAGGAAGACAUAAUUGGUGUUACAGUGCUCCUGUUGACUUGUUCGUACAUGGGGCAGGAGUUCAUCAGAGUAGGUUACUACGUGAACAAUGACUAUGAUGAUGAGCAACUCAGAGAAGAACCCCCAGCGAAGCUGCUGAUUGACCGGGUGCAGAGAAAUAUUCUGACUGACAAGCCCAGAGUCACCAAGUUCCCCAUCAACUUCCAUCCUGAAACCAGCGCAGGACAGCAGCAAGAGCAGCCACAAUCAGCUUUACCUGAAAACCAGACAGGCGAAGGCGGCAAGCCCACCAACACGGAUCCAUGAUCGGAGUUGAAAACUUGGAAUGUCAAAAUUUUGAGCUCCUACUAGGACAGUACUGCAAGUCCUGGGACUGGAAUGCUGGAGUGGGUAUCUGAACUGUCUGUUCUGGGAGAGAAGCUGUGUGCACCACUAAACUAGAGUGAUUUAAUCAAAAGUUCGCAUUGGUUAGUCAAGUGCCUGUAGUGACUAGGUUCUGACGCGCUACUGAAAUGUUGCAUCCUUUUGUUAGCGAUGAACUGUAAGAUCUUCGUCCAGUAAUCUGUCCAACCCUAGUUGUCUUGGAUUAUGUCCGCAAUCGCAAGAACUUGUUAGAUGACUUGGUUGUACAUAACCAUGUCCUGUUAUAAAUCAGAGAUGCUCCUAUUAGCUGUGA